GGGCCGAAAUCAGGUGAAAAUAGAAUCAGUAUUUAAUAAAAAAAACAUCUUCGUCUUCUGAUUUAACGACCGACCGACCUCUGCCUCCACCGAUCAACCACUUGCUGUUAACGGUGGUUAGAAGUAAUUUUUCGUCUCCCUCGAUUUUCAGGCACAGGUUUGUCAGUGUCCUGUCGUCAUAUUCAACCCUUCUGAGCACUGAUUUGAUGCGUAUAGAUUCUGGUAAUACAACAUUGCCAUGCAAGAUUGUGUUAAUUGGUAUCUCAACACAGAUAGUGUAUGGAAACUGAUGCCAUGUCAGCAUCUAGCAAAUUUGAUAUUUCAUCUAGUAGCCCUGAUAGGCCAUUGUAUACAUCUGUCCACCGUGGUUCCUAUGGUGCUGCCUCACUGGACAGAUCAGGUAGCUUUCGUGAGAACUUGGAGAACCCACUUUUGUCAAGUCUUCCAAAUAUGACAAGAAGCAACUCAUCGGUAACUCAAAAUGAUGUACUCAACUUCUUCCAUUGCGUGCGUAUUGAUCCAAAGUCUAUGGUCGUAGAUCAUAAGUUGAACAGGCCAGCAGAUUUUAAGCGGCUUGCAAGUUCUGCUGUUGGCAUGCCCGUGGAAGAUUCUCUUCCCACAUCUUCGAGAAGCAAACAACUAACUUCUCCCUCGUUAGACGAUCUCAGACGCCUAAAAUCUGGUGUGCGGGAAAGUGGUACUAAAGCUAGGGAACGCGUGAAGAUAUUUAAUGACUGUUUAUCAGUAAUUAAUAAGUGUUUCCCUGCUAUUCCAUCGAGAAAGAGAUCCCGGCUGGAUACCUUGUCUUAUGAUCGAUCCAACACAUUGUUGAGGAUUGAUCGUGCAGCAUCUGGAGUGGGUGUUGGGAAAAUGGGAGUGCAAAACCAUGCUACUGCAAAUGGUUUUGAGCUGGAGCAACAAAAGUCUGAAGGAAGGACAAAGAAUACCAUUCCAAGCAAGCGCACUCGAACUUCUAUAGUUGACGCUAGGAUGGAUGCACGUGCCAAUAACCUUGCAAGACCACCUGGGGCUGUGGAUAAGGACAGGGAUGCAGUAAGAAUCUCUAGUUCUAAUUCUGUUCAUGGUGAGGAUCGAACACUAUCGAUUGCUGUUGAAGGUUGGGAGAAUUCCAAAAUGAAGAAAAAGCGCACACGUAUAAAGAUAGACAAUGGUUCUAGUUCAAUGACAACAAAAGCAGUUGAUGGUUAUAGGGAACCUAAACAAGGAACACAUCCACAUCAAAUUCCCGAAGCCCGUUCAAGGGUGGCCGAUGCCUAUGGCUUCAGAUCUGGUGCUGCUAAUGGAGGCGUAGGGCUAGUGAAAAGUGAGGCUACCUCCCAGACCAGUUCAGGGAUGCGGUCAUCUAUGUCUCGGACUGAUUCUGAAAACAGUUCUAUUCUCCAUGAGCGGAGAGAGCAUCCUAAUGGACAAGAGAAAGAAAGGGUGAAUCUGAAAGCUGUAAACAAGGAAAAUUCACGAGAAGAUGUCAGUUGCAGUAGUCCUACUUCAGGCUCAAAAUUGAAUGCUAAUGUCCGGGGUCCACGCUCAGGUUUAGUUGGUGGUGGCUCUAAGAUGUCUCAAGCAGUGCAACGGUCUGUAUCAUCUAAUGAUUGGGAUCUUUCUAACUGCACAAACAAGGUUUCGGGUGGCCUUGGGGCCAACAGUCGUAAACGGACCCCUUCUGCCCGGUCUUCAUCUCCUGUUGCCAAUUGGGCUCAAAGGCCACAGAAGAUUUCUCGAACGGCAAGGAGAACUAGUUUAUUACCAGUUGUUUCUGGAAAUGAUGAGGACCCUGUUAUGGAUGCUGCGUCUGACAUGAUGGUAAAUGAAAGAUGUUUUCCUGCUGGUUCUCCUAAGCAAACCAAAAUAAAAGGUGAUAAUAUCUUUCCAGCUGCAUUAUUUGAAAGUGAUGGACCAGUUGCUGCUGAAAUCAAGUCAAGAAACAAGAACAAGAAGUGUGAUGAGCUGGAUGAGAAAAGUGUUCAGAAUGUCCAGAAAAUCUCAGCUCUGCUUCUACCACCAAGGAAAAAUAAGGCAGUCAAUGCGGACGACCACGGAGAUGGUGUAAGGAGACAAGGCAGAACUGGUCGAGGAUUUACUUCCUCUAGGUCUCUCUUCCCUUUGUCAGUAGAAAAGCUUGGGAAUGUAGGGACCACUAAACAAAUUAGAAGUUCUAGACUUGGUCUUGACAAGACUGAAAGCAGAGCAGGGAGGCCACCUACAAGAAAACUUUCUGACAGGAAGGCUUAUACAAGACAAAAGCAUAUUGCCAUCAAUACAGUAUCAGAUUUACUUGUUGGUGCCGAUGAUGGUCAUGAAGAGCUUUUGGCUGCUGCAAAUGCUGUUGCAAACACUGCACAAGCUCUCACAAGCCCAUUCUGGAAGAAGAUGGAGCCUUUAUUUCAUUUUAUCACUGAUGUGCAUAUAUCUUAUUUGAAAGAUCAGAUUAAUUCUGGUAUAACAAUGGACACACCUGCUCCAGUUCAAAUUGAUACAGCUAGCUGCAUUUUAGUACCUGACUAUGGCUCGAAUGAAUUUGGGAGAGGCGAGACUAAAGCAAGAUGUUUGGAUCUUAGCCCUGAGCAUGUGGCUACAGGUGUGAAGAAGUCGGAUGAGAUUUCCAUGUACCAGAGAAUUAUUGCGGCUUUGAUUCCUGAAGAAGAACAUGACCUCAGAUAUGAUGCGCAUGAAUCUUCAUUUGAGAUUGAAAAAGAUUUGGGAUCAGAUACCGUCUGUUCUCACACGUCACCAAGUUGUGACCCUUCUGGAUGUCCUACGUUUAAUGGAUAUGAUUCAAAUUCAAAUGGAAGAUCAUUUUACGAACUGGAGCAGAACAUUAUGUCAAUUCCUGGCAUGGGUUUCCCUAACUGUGACCAUUUACAAGAUGGUUUACACACAGACCAGUUGAUACCUAGCACAAUAUGUUCGGAGUAUCAGUAUCAAAAUAUGUCAAUAAAUGAAAGACUUAUUAUGGAGGUUCAUAGCAUAGGAAUCUACCCAGAUUUAGUGUCUUAUGUGGCACAGAGUGGAGAUGAAAUAAGCGGGGAUAUCACUAGGUUGGAUGAGAAGUACCAGGAACAGGUUUCACUGAAGAAGAGCUUGCUUGGCAAACUUCUCUGUUCUGCUACUGAUGCUAAAGAGCUCCAGCAGAAGGAUUUUGAAGAGCGUGCUCUUAAUAAACUUGUGGGAAUGGCCUAUGAGAAGUACAUGAGUUGCUGUGGACCUAAUGCCCAUGGGAUGAAAAGUGCUAGUGGUAAAAUGGCCAAGCAAGUAGCCUUAGCUUUUGUUAAGCGGACUAUGGAACGGUACCGAGAAUUUGAGGAGACAGGAAAGAGCUGCUUUGACGAUCCUCUUUAUAAGGACAUUUUCCUUUCUGGUGUAUCCUUCCUUUUUGAUGGGCAACCAUUGAACUCUAGCACUGAUAAUGAGUCUGAAAAACUGCAUCUUGGAGCAUCUGGAAGCUCUAUUGAAGCUAGAACUUCAGCUCCUGUGGGUCCACAGCAGAGCCCCAGUUCAAACAAUCAAGAUACAUAUUCUUCUGAAGUAUUCCCAUCAAAUAAUCUGGGUUCUGAACAAGUUAAUAGGAAAGAAGACAGUUGGUCAAAUAGAGUAAAAAGGAGGGAAGUGUUACUUGAUAAUGUAGGUGGUAUCAUUAGCACUGGCCUUGGUGGUUCUCUCUCAAGCAGUGCUAAGGGAAAAAGGAGUGAGAGGGAUAGAGAGGGAAAAGGAAACAACAGAGAGGCUUUCUCCAAAAACGGAAUGGUGAAAAAUAGCCGCACUGUUUCAGCCUCUGUCAAAGGAGAUAGAAAGUCCAAGGCAAGAACCAAGCAGAAAACUGCUCAUUUGUCUGCUUCAAUCAAUGGUUCUCUGGGGAAUACGGGAGAACAAGAAAACAGAAUAUUCUCAGCAAUGCAUAAAUCAAGUGAGAAUAGCCAAAGUAACUCUGGAAAGGAUAACAACAACCAUUCCAAUGACAUGUUGGAGGAACCAAUUGAUUUAUCUGGGCUGCAACUGCCUGAUAUGGAUGAUUUAGGAGUUACUGAUGAUCUAGGUGGUCAAGGAGAGGACCUAGGAUCAUGGUUUAUGAAUAUUGAGGAUGACGGGUUACAUGAUAAUGAUUGUAUUGGUGGCCUUGGAAUCCCAAUGGAUGACCUGGCAGAGUUGAAUAUGAUGGUUUGAGAUCUCAAUGCUGUACAUUCCUGUGCCUUAUACACAAUCACAGAAAGAAGAAAGAAAGAACAGUUGCCAUGAUUGUCCAGUGACAAUCGUCUUCAUGCCAUUGUCUGUACAAUAAGCUCAGCUUGAGUGAUUAUGGAGUUUCUCUUUUUCCUGCAUAAGGAUAUGUUCGUAAUCUGGCUGUUGACAAUUGACUGUAAAGAUCUUUUUGUUCGACAUAUAAGCCCACAUCUCUGUUGUAAGGUCUUAGUAGGCACUACUUCCGUUGUAGAAUUACAGAUAAGAAACAAUGUCCCAUGUACAUAAAUUUUAUAUUCCAAUAAAACCAUACUUCUGCAAAAUUAGCCCUCUUGUGCUGGCUGUGGGGUUUAAAUCAUCUUUCACCUAGGAGGGCAUCAUUCGGAACAUAUCUAAUUUUUUCAUGGACUUACAUUUUACAUCAGUUUUCACUCUUGUUACAGUUUCUAACCUCUUUUAGAUGCGAAGGCUUUGAUGAUCGUAUGCUGGCUUUGUGACCAUUUUUUGUUUCCAUGAUGCAUGGAGUGCAUAUCCUGGCAGUCAAGAAAUGCAAGGAUACUCCAAAUUAUGUUAUGAAGAAUUUGCUGAUCAAUCUUAAGCUCAUCAGGCUUUAGGUGCUAAUAAGGGUGUUGGAUAAAUUUUAUCAAGCGUUGACUAGAGUCAUUACUCAUUCUAAGCCACUAAUCUAACUAUAUUUGCAUUGUUUAAUUCUCUAGCUUGUAGGAUAUUUAGCAUCCCAUGGCUAUCAAAUUAGGAUGUACUUGUUGAUGUGAGUCAAGCUCGUCUCGAGGGAUUCUGUCCGUGUGAGUUUGUUCAUGUUUCUCAGAGAGCUUAUUCUGUCAUCCCAUUUAUGGAAACAAGCUGCUUGAAGCUCUUUCUCAAACCUAAAAGAGGCAAAAGUUAUUCCAAAAUGCUGAUUCAAAUUGAUUUUAUGCAUGUGCUUGUGUGUUUCAGAAUCCCUUUAUCGCACAGAUGAGUUUGUUGCAACUAUUGAAUGAUGCAUUGCUUCAUCCAUAUUUCAUAAGCUUGAAUGGUUGAACCCAUUGAGCAGGAUCUCCUUUACACGUGAAGUGUUCCGAAGGAUGCUUUCCACGCUAAAAGGUCUAUUUUCUCCCACAUUUCAGCCUUUUUCUGACCCACUGGUUUCGACUAGGCUCAUGUUGUGCACACUGGGUCAGGAAGAACUCACUUUGCUGUGCCUAUUGAACCCAAUUACAAGUUAUUGCUUGCUGUGAUUACGUCUGUGAAAUUGUAAAGAUUCAUUUAUCUUAAGAUGGCAGCAUGUAAAGAUAUAGUGAUUUCAUCAAGUGUAGUAUGCUUGGAUUGCUGGCA
Molecule: messenger RNA, 5526 nt
Organism: Salvia hispanica
Lineage: Eukaryota; Viridiplantae; Streptophyta; Magnoliopsida; Lamiales; Lamiaceae
Source: RefSeq, a predicted model, not a curated record